This is a messenger RNA of Trifolium pratense (red clover), 1057 nucleotides long. Its product is annotated as bidirectional sugar transporter SWEET3-like. The transcript is spliced from 6 exons. Gene Ontology annotation, cellular component: membrane. Gene Ontology annotation, biological process: carbohydrate transport. Gene Ontology annotation, molecular function: sugar transmembrane transporter activity. The record is from RefSeq and is a predicted model, not a curated record. NCBI's taxonomy places the organism in Eukaryota, Viridiplantae, Streptophyta, Magnoliopsida, Fabales, Fabaceae. Bases 80 to 865 code for a protein of 261 amino acids.
CUCAAAAUGUCUUCUCACUCACCAUUACAAAAUAUCUUCAUCUCAUCUCAUAUCACUAGAGAGAGCAAAUAACUUCAACAUGGCAGAAAGCCUUCGUUUGGCUGUUGCUGUUAUUGGAAAUGUUGCCUCAGUGUCCCUUUAUGCUGCACCAAUUGUUACUUUCAAAAGGGUCAUAAGGAAAAAAAGCACUGAGGAAUUUUCAUGUGUUCCUUAUAUCAUAGCAUUAUUGAACUGUCUCCUUUUCACUUGGUAUGGAUUGCCAGUAGUUAGCUACCAGUGGGAAAAUUUUCCUCUUGUUACUGUUAAUGGAGUUGGGAUUGUUUUGGAGCUAGCUUAUGUUCUAAUUUAUUUUUGGUAUUCUACACCCAAAGGAAAGGUGAAGGUAGCUAUGGUAGCUUUACCAAUUCUUCUAGGGUUCUGUGCCAUUGCUCUUGCAUCAGCUUUUGCCUUCCCUGAUCAUCGUCACAGAAAGUUACUUGUUGGUAGCAUUGGUUUGGGGGUUUCAAUAGCAAUGUAUGCUUCCCCUUUGAUUGUUAUGAAGAAAGUGGUACAAACAAAGAGUGUGGAAUUCAUGCCACUACCCUUAUCAUUGUGUUCAUUCUUAGCAAGUGUAUUGUGGCUUACAUAUGGACUUCUCAUUAGGGAUAUAUUCGUUGCGGGACCAAGUGUGAUUGGAACUCCCUUAGGAAUCCUACAGCUGGUUCUCCACUGCAAAUAUUGGAAAAGAAAAGUUGUUAUUGAAGAACCAAACAAAGUGGAUCUUCAUAAGCUUGGAAACCUCGAGAAUUUGGACAUGGAAAAGGGUGGUUUAGAAAAGGGGAAACUUGGAAAUGAAUGUGACAAAAACACAACUUGUGAUGUGUGACAAUGUUCUAAGACCUAAGAUGAUGAUUUUCACUAGUUUUUAUUAUGUUUGUUUAUUAAUUAACACCCCCUCCCCCUCCAAAAAAAAAAGUGAAGUUAUGUUCUUAUUAGUUACAUCUAAUUUGUUAAUGGAUGUAUUCAUUACAUAAAUUCAAGUUAGUUUGCUUCUUCCGUUAAAGUUAUAUUUUUGUCA